Molecule: messenger RNA, 1210 nt
Organism: Entelurus aequoreus (snake pipefish)
Lineage: Eukaryota; Metazoa; Chordata; Actinopteri; Syngnathiformes; Syngnathidae
Product: small subunit processome component 20 homolog
Exons: 3
Coding region: 1-411 (136 amino acids)
Cellular component (GO): 90S preribosome; small-subunit processome; nucleolus
Source: RefSeq, a predicted model, not a curated record
AUGCGAUGUCUGCUGUACGCUUUGAAGGCCAGAGAUAAUAAGCAGACGCUGCUGGCCACGGCCAUGAAAACACGCUCGCGUCGUCAAAUCCAGGCCAACGCUCAGAAAUACCCCACACUGAAGAACCUGGCGCAGGAGCUCAUCAACCUCUUGAAGAAACAAGUAGGACUGGGGCAGUUCUCGCUGGCCUUCUCAGAAGUCCAGAGGCAGUUCACGUCCAGGCGGGUUGCUCGCAAGCGACACCGAGCUCUGCAGGCGGUGGCAAACCCCGACAUCGCCGCUAAGAAGAAAAUGAAGAAGCACCAGAGUAAAAUGGAGGCCAAAAAGAGGAAGAUAGAGAUCCUUCGGCCUGGAUAUAAAGCAAAGAAGCACCGCAGCCACGCUCUCAAAGACCUGGCCAUGGUGCAGUGAGUCCAUGUUGGAGUCUAAGUCUCCCAAUGACCACUUCCUGUCAACUCAUGUACAUUAUUUAUCAUGUGCAGUCCUCUCUUUUUAUAUGAAUCAUCCCAACACAAUUGUUACAAUCACCAAAAAGUCUUUUACUGUGGAUCAUUUUCACUGUACAAGCAGAUAUAAAUAUGCAACCAUAAAACUGUUGUCUGUAAAUGGAAAAGGUGAUUAAACUACUAGAAAUGUGCACAUUACUAAAUCAUGAAGGGAAAAUAAGCAGGAAAAGGAAGACAGGUGGCCUGGGACUUGUAGUGUUGGCUAUGAGGGAGUGGAUUUAUGGUACAACACUGCCUCCUAGUGGAGAUGUAUGGCAUGAUGUUCUUCCAUGCAACUAACAUGACCCUUAAAUGUACUUGUGAUCUGCUCAGCUCAUGAUUCUCUCACACACACACAAUUAUAAAUGAGGCCUUUUCAGUCCAAGGUUUGGCCAGACUAGACCGGAAAGUGAGGUCAGUCACAAGGAAGGGUCAAAGUUCAGAAGUAUUUACAAAACGGGUGGGUCUUCUUUUUUCUUUACUGCCGACUCUUGAGCGAAUCCACUAGCCUGUGAAGAAACAAAAAGGUAUUUAAACGAGGCCUUCAUGCUUGUAACAUUGUAGCUAGAGAUGUCCGAUAAUGGCUUUUUUGCCGAUAUCGUCAAACUCUUAAUUGCCGAUACCCAUAUAUACAGUGGUGGAAUCAACACAUUAUUAUGCCCCGCUGGAUGCAUUAAACAAUGUAACAAGGUUUUCCAAAAUAAAUCAACUCAAGUUAUGGCAAA